CUAACUCAAAGGAAACAAUAAAAUAAGAUAAAAAUUGCAACUUUGACAUUACAACGGGAGAAUAGUAUCUCAUUCUGUUUUGGGCGAUCGGAGAAAAAAUUGACGGAACAGAGAUGAUGCGAAUGAGGACGAAGAAGACCAAGGAGAUGUCGCACGUGAACGGCAACUUGGCUGGGGGUGUCGGUGGAUCGGAGGUUUUGGAUUGGGAACUCAGACCAGGUGGAAUGCUGGUACAGAAGCGGAAUCCAGAUUCCGACAGAGUCUCUGUCGUACCCACCAUUAGAGUGAAGGUCAAAUACGGCUCCUCUUAUCAUGAAAUCUACAUCAAUUCUCAAGCUAACUUUGGGGAGUUAAAGAAGCUACUGGCGGCGCCGACAGGGUUGCAUCAUGAAGACCAGAAGCUGAUGUUCAAAGACAAGGAGAGACACUCUAAUGCCUAUCUCGAUAUUGUGGGAGUGAAAGACGGAUCAAAACUAAUUCUUGUGGAAGACCCGAUUAGCCGGGAAAAAAGGUACCUUGAAAUGCGUAAGAAUGCCAAGAUGGAGAAGGCCUCCAAAUCCAUCUCGGAAAUUAGCUUGGAAGUUGACAAUCUUGCGGCCCAGGUAUCUGCUCUCGAAUCCGUUAUAUCGAAAGGUGGGAAAGUUGCAGAAACCGAUGUGUUGAAUCUGAUUGAACUGUUGAUGAACCAACUGAUUAAGUUGGAUGGUAUAAUUGCCGAUGGAGAUGUGAAAACGCAGAGGAGAAUGCAGGUGAAGAGAGUACAGAAGUAUGUCGAAACUUUGGACUUACUGAAGAUCCGGAACGCCAUGCCCAGUAGCAAUAGCAAUGGUAAUAUCAAUGGCGGUCAAAUUCAAAUGCAACAGCAACAGCAACAGCAACAGAAGCAUUCGACUGGGCAAGUGCAAGAGCAAAUGCCAGUGCCAAAGCCAAUGCUGCAGCAGCAGCAGCGGCCGAGGCAUUCAACGGGUCAAAUUUCAAGCACACGGCAGCAGUCGCAGCAACCUGCGAGGCAUUCGGCGUCAGGCACAGUUGUAACAACCCAGUGGGAAACAUUUGAAUUUGAUGUACCGGCAUCCUCCACAUCAACCACCGGCGCCCAAAGCCAAAGCCCAAGACAAAGACAGACCACUCCUAGUAAGUUCAGCUGGGAUUUCUUUCAGUAAUAGUAAGUACAUUAGCAGUCCAAACUGAAAAUAUCACUUCACGGAGAGAAUCAAAAGAGAGAUUAUGGGUAAAUUUUGUGGGUGGCGUGUGGUUUUGGGUUUGCAUUCUACUUGGUUUGUUCUCUAUAGUCUAUACUCCAUUCUUUACUGUAUUUAGAUUUUGGAGCAUUAGGAUCCCCUUGUUUACUAGUUUACUACUUAAUUCGAUCCAGCAGAAAUAAAAUGGAGAUCGUUAUGACAUGAUUGUUUGGGCACUUCAUUUUUAGAUUUAAAAAAAUUCUUCUUUCUCUGUUUCUUUGGCGUUUGUCUGCCAUUUGUAUGUGUCUGUAAGACAUUUAUGUAAAUUUAUAGUUCUGUUACA
Molecule: messenger RNA, 1524 nt
Organism: Telopea speciosissima
Lineage: Eukaryota; Viridiplantae; Streptophyta; Magnoliopsida; Proteales; Proteaceae
Product: BAG family molecular chaperone regulator 3-like
Exons: 5
Coding region: 114-1163 (349 amino acids)
Biological process (GO): protein stabilization
Cellular component (GO): cytoplasm
Molecular function (GO): protein-folding chaperone binding; adenyl-nucleotide exchange factor activity
Source: RefSeq, a predicted model, not a curated record